Messenger RNA from Pistacia vera, 2529 nucleotides. RefSeq names its product DNA-(apurinic or apyrimidinic site) lyase 2-like. Bases 505 to 2229 code for a protein of 574 amino acids. Gene Ontology annotation, molecular function: DNA-(apurinic or apyrimidinic site) endonuclease activity; zinc ion binding; double-stranded DNA 3'-5' DNA exonuclease activity. The record is from RefSeq and is a predicted model, not a curated record. Gene Ontology annotation, cellular component: nucleus. Lineage: Eukaryota; Viridiplantae; Streptophyta; Magnoliopsida; Sapindales; Anacardiaceae. Gene Ontology annotation, biological process: base-excision repair. The transcript has 10 exons.
UAUUACCGUGGUCGAUCUGUGCCCAAGAUAUGCCAUGGAAUGUCAAGAGAAUCAAAUACACAGCUAAAUAAAAUAAAUUCAAUGAACCCAUUAACAGAAGAAACUAACAAACCUUGGAUCGGUGUUUGAGUUCUGAAGACGAGAACUAAAUCUGCAGACAAAUCGCUAGUUUUUCAUAGGAUGACGCGGUGUUUUCGUGUGACGUGUCACUCUAAAGCGGAACUCAGUUUUGUUUAUGCAGAAUAAGAACGACGUCGUUUCCGGUUCUCAAACUAUGAGUGGCAAGAACUCUAAAGAGAAUCGUUGGCGUGAGCGUGAGUAACCUUUGGGCAGGUAGAGAGAUGAAGAUAGUAACAUACAAUGUUAAUGGGUUAAGACAACGCAUCUCUCAGUUCGGCUCUCUUCGCAAACUACUCGACUCUUUCGAUGCCGAUAUCAUCUGCUUCCAGGAGACAAAAUUAAGAAGACAAGAACUAAAAUCGGAUUUAGUAUUGGCUGACGGAUAUGAAUCUUUUUUUUCUUGCACGCGUACUUCUGAUAAAGGCCGAACUGGCUAUUCCGGCAAUUGCGUUUUAUUCCAUUAUAAUUUCUCUAGGAGUAGCGACAUUUUGCCGUGUGAAAUCAGCUUUUUCGAGUGACGAAGUGGCACUGCCAGUGGCAGCAGAAGACGGCUUUACUGGUGUUUUAGAUACUUCUGGAAGUAAAAUUGCGGAAGGUCUUGAGGAAUUUGCAAAAGAUGAGCUCUGUAGGGUUGAUGGUGAGGGACGUUGUAUAAUCACGGAUCACGGUCAUUUCAUUCUGUUUAAUAUUUAUGGGCCACGAGCUGCUAGUGAUGAUGUGGACAGGAUUCAGUUUAAGCUUAUGUUUUUCAAGAUAUUGCAGAAAAGAUGGGAGUUUCUCUUGUGUCAAAAGAGGAGGAUAUUUGUGGUUGGUGAUCUCAACAUUGCUCCUGCUGCCAUAGAUCGCUGUGAGGCCGAACCGGAUUUUGAAAAGAAUGAGUUCAGAAGAUGGUUUAGAUCUAUGCUGGUGGAAUCCUGUGGCUCCUUUUUAGAUGUUUUCAGAGCAAAACAUCCUGAGAGAAGAGAUGCAUACACAUGCUGGCCAUCUAAUACAGGUGCUGAGCAAUUUAAUUAUGGGACCAGAAUUGACCAUAUUCUCUGUGGUGGACCAUGCUUUCAUCAAAAGCAUGACCUGGAAGGCCAUAACUUUGUAACUUGUCAUGUUAAGGAGUGUGACAUACUAGUAGAGUAUAAACGGUGGAAACCUGGAAAUACACCGAGAACCAGGUGGAAAGGAGGGAUGAAUAUCAAAUUAGAAGGUUCAGACCAUGCUCCUGUUUAUAUGAGUUUUGGGGAAGUUCCUGUUAUUCCCCAACAUAGCACUCCAUCUUUAGCUUCUAGAUACCUUCCCAUGAUUUGUGGUCUCCAGCAAACUCUUGUGUCUGUGUUAAUGAGAAGAGAAGUUGCUAAAGAAGCUAAAUCUUACGAGGCCCUAAGCUCACUUACUACCCAAAGUAUGAAAAUGGAGAGUUUCAGUGAGUGUGCUGAAAGAUCGUUCAACUGCCAUGAACCUGGAAUUUCCCCUGGUGACCAUUGUUCUUUUGCAAACCAAGAACCUAAAGGAGAAAUGUGGAAAAUGCAUGAGAAUCAUAGAGAUCUACCUAAUGAAGCUGUUUGCAACACCACAAUUACAGCUGGGAGUUGUAAGCAGAUUAAUUUAAUUCCUAGUGACAGAGCCAAGAAAAAAGCAAGAAAAAUUCAAUCUUCGCAACUCUCACUGAGGUCUUUUUUUCAGAAGAGUCCAAACCCUAGGCAUGAUGUGGACAAUUUGGUUACUGAUACCUCACUUCAUCAGGCAGAUGUCCCAGAGUCCCCUCAUCGCAAAACUCCUGUGACUGAUUAUAAUAACUGUCAUGCUGAGCUGCAUGAUGUGAAUUCGAGUGGAUGCUCACAGGAUCAAGAUGAACAAGAUGGCAAUUGUUCUUUGGACAAAGAGAAAAAUAAUGUUGCUUUACUUGAAUGGCAAAGAAUACGACAACUCAUGGAGAACAGUAUACCUCUUUGUAAGGGCCACAAGGAACCUUGUGUUGCUCGAGUGGUGAAGAAACCAGGUCCUACAUUUGGUCGCAGAUUUUAUGUUUGUGCUCGAGCUGAGGGACCUGCUUCUAAUUCUGAAGCAAAUUGUGGUUACUUUAAAUGGGCUUCUUCAAAAUCCAAGCACAAAAAAUGAUGGUGUAUCUUGGUCUGAAAAUGAAAGAUUUAAGUCGUCCAUCCCUACCUCUCCCAAGUCUUGCUUCCUUAGUCUUACUGAGGUUACAUUUUUAAACCUAAUUUUUACCUUUCCUGCGUUAUCAGUUCUCUUAAAAUUGGGUGUUAUUUGCAGCCUCAUACUGCACUGGGGGGGAUGUUUAGCAUCUUUUGACAUUGUAUGUUCACAUGUAUUUAUCACUGUAAUUACAUUUUUGUAAGUGUAAUCUAGUUAAAUCGGGGGGAAAAAAAAUGUAGUUAAAAAAGAAGGAAAAUAGAUGAA